This is a messenger RNA of Monascus purpureus, 2946 nucleotides long. The record is from the annotation of a GenBank genome assembly. NCBI's taxonomy places the organism in Eukaryota, Fungi, Ascomycota, Eurotiomycetes, Eurotiales, Aspergillaceae.
GGGAACAUUCUGUGAUGUCUAGCCUGUUCUCCGGGAUAAGCUCCAUGGAGAAGGAUGCUGUGAAGGCGUAGACAAGAAUUGCGGUCGUUUCUCUUCUCUCGGAGGAGCUCGAUUCUCCCAACUUCGCUCUGUUCAACCUUUCGCUCUUUUCCCCAACCUAAUCGGAACCGCAUUCUCCAACUUAAUUGCUCUAUUUUGUUUUAAUGACAUCUGCUAGACGCGCUUCCCGCUGAAAUUGAGAGAAACCGUCAAAAUGAUGCACCCUUCCAGGCAGGCGUACGUGGAGGAGUCGGAGAUCAUUGCUUUAAGGCUUCGUGGCUCUUUUAAAACCUUUCCUGAGGCUUCUUCUGUCCCUUCUGAGCAAACCCAACUGACGUCGCAUGGCUCGGAUUCUUAGGACCCAGAGGGCAUUGAUCUUGCCAAUAUACCCGUCGAUCGAGACUAUGAGCUUCCCUCUGCCGCAGCAGGCAUCCCGGCUGAGAAGGCCUCCGCCAUUUUGUCACAAUUCGAACGCAAACGGAGAGCGGCUGCGAUGGCGGUUCCAACGGACGACAAUCGGGUGCGUAUGCGAUUGCGAGAAUUAGGUGAACCGAUCACUCUCUUCGGGGAAGGCGCAGCGGAACGGCGAGAUCGCCUACGGGAGCUCUUGACGGACCUGGCAGAGAAACAGGAUGCGGCAGCAGCAGCGGCAGGAGAAGGGGAUAUUGACAUGCAAGAGGCGACAGCCGAGGCAGAAAGCGAAGCUGAAGCUGAACAGCAAGAGGAAUUCUACACAGAAGGCACCCAGGAACUACUCGAGGCGCGCAGGGCUAUCGCGCGCUUUUCUCUGCCGCGCGCAAAGGCCCGCGUAGCAAGGUUGAGAGAAGAGUCGACUAUUCCACUUCGUACCCAUAUCAAACAUCGCAAGGCAAUCAGAGAGAAGCUACAAGGGUUUGACCUUUAUGGGUCUCAGAUAGCCGGGGAUCGUCCCGUUAGUAUUUGUCGAUUUUCACCAGAUGGCCAGACCAUCGCAGCAGGAAACUGGGGGGGCGGCAUUAAAUUGCUCACGGUUCCCAACUUGGAGGAAAAGUCUAAUCUGAAGGGGCAUUCCGAUCGCGUGGGUGGCCUGGCGUGGUUCCCUGGUGCUACUCUACCUUCCUCCAAUGUCUCGGAAUCUACUGUCAACUUAGCGUCCGGAGGUGGGGAGGGAAACGUGGCGCUGUGGUCUCUUGAUCAGGACAAGCCGUUGGCUACUCUCUCAGGCCAUUCCGGCCGUGUCUGUCGCACCGAAUUCCACCCUUCUGGCCGGUACUUGGCAUCUGCGUCAUUCGACACCACCUGGCGCCUGUGGGAUGUAGAGACGACAGCAGAGUUACUCCUCCAGGAAGGGCAUUCGCGAGAGGUAUUCACGGUGGCGUUCAACAACGAUGGGUCGCUCUUGGCUAGCGGUGGUCUGGAUAGCAUUGGUCGUAUUUGGGAUCUCCGCACGGGUCGUACCGUGAUGAUCCUCGAGGGCCACGUUCGAGAAAUCUACGGGCUGGAUUGGGGCGUGGACGGCUAUCGCGUGCUGUCCGGCUCAGCAGACGGAUGGGUCAAGUGCUGGGAUCUGCGGCAGGUGCGAAACACGGGAGGAAUUGGAGCACAUAAGAGUGUUGUGUCUGAUCUGAGAUGGUACAAGGGCACGGAGUCUACAGCAUCAUAUCUCCCGUCUACUGAGAAUGGAUACAUGGAUGUCGACGGUCCGGUUGAGCAGCAGCCUCCACAACCGGCAUCCAUCCUGCCGAAGAAGUCGGGCACUUUCUUCGUAACGAGUGGAUUUGACAAGAACGUCAAUGUCUUCAGCGCUGAUGACUGGUCACUGGUGAAGUCGCUGAGCGGUCACUCAGGCAAUGUCCUCAGCGUGGAUGUCAGUGACGAUGCGAAAUGGAUUGCCAGUUGCGGCCAUGAUCGCACGGUCAAGCUGUGGGGGAUUGAAUAGUUGGCAGUACUACGAUUCUAUAUGGCCAUAUUGAAUCAGAAAACAAGUCGGGGAAUUAUGUCGAACGGUUCUCUCAGAGGUAUAUCCGAUCUCUUUGCAGCCUCACCUCGGCUACAUUAUCACCAACUGCUGCACGCCAUAAUCCCAGGAAUAGCUCUGCCAGCCAUUACUGCUGCAGGCAGAUGAAACUUGGCGUGAUUGUACUGGUUAAAGAUGUAUCUGCUACGGAUUAUUUACCUCUGGAGGGGAUUUGGCCGGAUAACAGCCGUUGUAAGCAGUUGCCAGAGGAUAGAUAGUGGGCCAGAGGCAAGAUAGAUGAUUCUGCUGCUAUGCGUGGGAGAUUCUAACGAUAGAACAGGCAAAUAUAAAUCUGAUGUGUUGUUCGGAGGAUCUAGGACAUAACGUUAAGAACCCGCAUGGUUAGUCAGCAAUCCGACAGGGAGUUCUAAUGGAGGUGUAUUGUUGGUUGGUUACUAGCUAGAUAGGCCUACGUGGUGAAAAGGGUCAGCGAGGGCGGACCUAUGCGGCAGAAUCCCACGUGAUCCAACAAGUUCGUGUUGGAGGUCACGUGCGUUAUGCCCUACUAGACCGCCCUCGCCUGACCUAAUAGAGCUGGUUCCGGCACCUAACUAUAAGAAACACAUCUCCUGUUCUAGCAUCCAACCUUACUGCCAACUUUCAUUACUCUCCUUGUUCUCCCUGCUUAUUUAAUCUGCGCGAAUUCGUUCCAUAAAGUAUUUCACUAGCGAGCGCCGCACCUCAUCAAAAUUCUACGCGUUGUUUUGCCUUCCUUUAUUCAAUUACCCACCAUGCCUCCAAAAGCGCGUCAAAAUCGAAGAGAAUUAAUUGAGCAAGAGGGUAGAGCCCUACUAGCAGUUUCUGCUUUAAAGAAGCAGGAAAUUUGCAGUAUUUGUGAAGCAGCACGUGCUUAUAAUAUCCCUGAAAAAAAUAUGCAGUGAUAACUCAAUGGAACAACUUCAUGCUUAGAA